Molecule: messenger RNA, 834 nt
Organism: Punctularia strigosozonata HHB-11173 SS5
Lineage: Eukaryota; Fungi; Basidiomycota; Agaricomycetes; Corticiales; Punctulariaceae
Exons: 4
Coding region: 1-834 (277 amino acids)
Source: RefSeq, a predicted model, not a curated record
AUGCAAUACCUCAACGUCUUCACCCGGUUGGGGGCAGGCAUCUAUUUCUUCUGGACCAACAGAGAAAACGGAUAUGAUGCCUACUUCAUCGUCUGGCUCGUUGCGGGCGCCAAUACCAACGCUGUCAUCGGCGGCGCAGCGGGACUAAAUAUUGCAGAUUUUCCCGGUACGCUGCUACAGCCCGUCAUAUGCGGAGGAGGGAUACUGUUCCUCGCCAUCACGGGCGCGGGGACUUAUGGUAAUCACGGGUCACAGCCUGCAUGCACCUUCAAGCUCAAUCUUGUCAUGUUGGUCCCAUUGUUCGGCAUCGGCGGGGUCAUAUUCCUCCUCGUGCUUGCAUCCGGGACUCAGAGGUUCAAUCAGUGGUUCAUCGCGAGCAUGAAGUCCUGCCUCGGUGGACGAUUGAAUAGAAUGGAUGAAGUCGAAAGAGCCGAGUUGUUGUUGCGCAUCUUCUGGACGGUUGUUGUCGUAUGCGUCGAUGCCUACUGGGUAGUCGGUACCGUCCUCUUCAUUCGAUGGUACAAUACCCAUAAGGCGUUCUUGAACCACAACCAGUAUCAUAUAACGUGGUCGCAGAUACAAGGCAUCAUCAUCGCCGCAAUCACCAUCCUUCCUACCAUUAGGCUGGUAGUGAACGAGAUUGACGCUCGACUCCACUUCAGCGUUGCAGAAAACUCUCGUCGUCGGCAUCAGGAUAUCCUUCAAGAGGCCAUCGGCAACCAGUCGGUUACAACAUUUCAUCGUCCGGGUCAUCCGGGCCAUCGUGAAUCGAACGCAACCGACGAUAGCGUCUCAAGCUCGACGGGGUUGCUACGUAGGGGACAUCAACGUUGA